Ascoidea rubescens DSM 1968 is the source of this 2502-nucleotide messenger RNA. RefSeq names its product vWA-like protein. The record is from RefSeq and is a predicted model, not a curated record. The coding region runs from base 1 to 2502 and encodes 833 amino acids. Gene Ontology annotation, cellular component: COPII vesicle coat; endoplasmic reticulum exit site. Gene Ontology annotation, molecular function: GTPase activator activity; zinc ion binding. NCBI's taxonomy places the organism in Eukaryota, Fungi, Ascomycota, Saccharomycetes, Ascoideales, Ascoideaceae. Gene Ontology annotation, biological process: endoplasmic reticulum to Golgi vesicle-mediated transport; COPII-coated vesicle cargo loading; intracellular protein transport. The transcript has 2 exons.
AUGAACUUUCAAGAAGCUGAGGAUUUAGAUGGUGUCAGAUUUUCCUGGAAUACUUUUCCCACAAACACUUUUGAUGCAUCAAACUUGGUGCUACCAAUUGGCUCGCUAUAUACUCCAUUAUUUAAAAAAAAGGACUUGAACAUAAUUGAUAAUCAAAAUCCUAUUGUGUGCUCUAAUUCAAAUUGUCAGUCAAUUUUAAAUAAAUAUACGCAUUUUGACCAUAAUUCUUUGUCCUGGAUAUGUUCCAUUUGUUUAUCAAGAAAUUUUCUUCCCAAAAAUUAUUUCGCUAAUUCAAGUGCUGAUAACAACAACAUUAACCUAAAUGAUUUUGACCAAAUUUUAACUAGCUCAACUAUUGAAUACAAGUUGCCCAACAAAACUUCAAAAUUUCCGUCAAAUAUCUAUUUAUUUGCUAUUGAUUUAGCUUUAAACGCUGAUCAAAAUGAUUUAGAAGAAUUUGAAUCAUUGAAAUCUUCAAUUUUAAGCUCAAUAAACUACUUAUCUGAAGAUUCAAUUAUCGGUUUAAUCACUUUUGGUAAAAAUAUUAAUAUUUAUCAAUUAUCCGAUUUGAAUAUUAUUAAAAAUUUCUCUUUUAAUGGUGAUAAAUUUUAUUCAAAAUCUCAAAUUCAAGAAAAAUUGGGUAUUCUACCUGAAGAUUUAAGAUCACAUAGUAAAAAAUAUAAUAUUGGCUCAAACUAUUUUCAAAAAAUUUCAACUUAUAAUUUUGUCUUUGAAAAAAUUAUUAAUAACUUAAAAUUAGAUGUUUGGCCGAUUAAAAAAAAUGAAAGAAAAUUAAGAUCAACCGGUAAUUGUCUAAAUAUAAUUAAAAAUUUAUUGAUCAGUUGUUUUCCACAAACAAACGUUCAAAUUUUAUUGUUUUUAUCGGGUCCUGCAGAUUAUGGAUUAGGAAAAAUAACAACACCUAAUAGAAAGGAUACCUUACGUUCAAAUAAUGAUAUUAUUAAUGGAAAUAAAAAUUUCCAUAAAGAAUCAAAAACUUUUUAUAAUAACAUAGCAAAGGAAAUUGCUUAUCAAGGUUAUACUUUAAACUUAUUUAUCGGUUCAUAUGAUCAAAUUGGACUAUUUGAAAUGUCAAAAUUAUUAAAUUUAACUAGUGGUUCAUGCAUAUUUUCGGAUUCGUUUAAAACAUCUAUUUUUAAAAAUUCUUUAAUCAAAUUCUUUGAAUCUCAUAGUUUAAUUAAUAAUAAUAAUAAUGAUAAUGAUAAUGAUAAUGAUAUUGAUAUUGAUAAUAACAAUAAUGAAAUCACAAAUAUUGGGUUUAAUGGAUCUUUGCAAAUUAAAACAAGUGUACCUUUAAAGAUUAACGGGCUAAUUGGAAAUGCAAUUUCUCUUAAUUCUAUGGAAAAUUCAAACCCCAAUUUGAGAGUUGAUUUAAGUAAAAAAAAAAAUUUUUCAAAUUCUAAUAUAAGUGAUUUAGAAAUUGGAAUCGGUAAGACUAAUUCAUGGAAGUUGUGCAAUGUUUCUUCAUCAUCAACAUAUGCAAUUUAUUUUGAAAUUAAUAAAGAUGCUCUGACUCAGACUCGAACCCAAAUGGUUUAUAUUCAAUAUACAUUCCAUUAUCAACAUUUAGAUGGGCAGUAUAGAUUGAGAGUAACAACUAUCCAAAGACCAAUUUAUAAAUUAUCCACAUAUAAAAAUUUUUUUCUUGAAAAUUUUGAUGAAGAAGCAGCGGUUAUUUUAAUAUCCAGGUUAAUUUCUUUUAAAAAAUUCAACUCAAAGAAUAAUGAUUUUGAAAAAAAUGAAAAUGGAAUCAAGUAUAUUGAUGAAAUGCUAAUUGAUCUAAUUAGAAAGUUCAAUUUCAUUGAUAUUAAUACAAAUACCUUGCUUUUGCCAGGAACAUUUUUAAGUUUUCCAGGAUUUACUUACAAUUUAAGAAGAUCUUUUUUAUUAAAUUCUUUCAACUAUUCACCAGAUGAAUUGACCUAUUAUAAUCAUUUAUUAUUAAGUGAGAAUGUGGAUAAUUCAUUAGUCAUGAUUCAACCGGUCUUGCUCUCAUAUGGACAAGAUACACUUGAUAAAGAUCAAAACAAUUUUGACAAUAUUAAAACCGAGGCAGUGUUAUUGGAUUCAUUGUCAAUAAAAUCCAAUCGGAUUUUAUUUUUGGAUACGUUUUUUGAAAUUUUGGUGUUUCAUGGAGCGAACAUUGCAGCAUUAAAUAGCUAUUUACAAAGAGAACCAGAUAAGUUUUUAGAAAAAUAUGGAAAUCAAUUUAAAGAAAACUUUGAUAAGUUUUUAAAGUCGCCAAAUGAAGAUAUCAAAGACAUUUUAGUAGAAAGAUUUCCAUUACCAAGAUUUAUUUCAUGCAAAGAAGGGGAUUCACAAUCAAGAUUUCUCAUCUCAAAAUUGAGUCCCACUAACGCCUACAAGGACGGUGGGUUCAGAGGUGAAGAGGUUCAUCUAUUGACAGACGAUUUGAGUUUACAGAGCUAUUUUGCGAUUUUAGUGGAAAAAGCACUCACUAACGAUAGUAAAAAAUCAUAA